This is a messenger RNA of Psylliodes chrysocephalus, 676 nucleotides long. The record is from the annotation of a GenBank genome assembly. NCBI's taxonomy places the organism in Eukaryota, Metazoa, Arthropoda, Insecta, Coleoptera, Chrysomelidae.
CCUACAUUCCUUUCAAACAUUUUGGACUGUAAUACUGCAAUGUCAACGUUCUUAAAUUAAAUAAGUAGAAAAAGAAGAUACACGUUUUGACAGUUAUCAAAAGCGCCAUCUGUAGCAAAUAAAAUAAAUUAAUUCUUUUUACUUCUCACAUAAACAGUCGGAAUGGCAGAUGCAGCGGCAAAGAAACCAAGGGCUGAAAAGAAGGCCGUAAAAGAAGGCGCACCGCCAAGUGAUAAACCUUCCGUUAAGAGACGCCCCUUGAAAAGGCACGGUCGUUUAUAUGCUAAAGCCAUCUUCACAGGUUACAAAAGGGGACUUCGUAAUCAACAUGAAAGCACAGCACUUUUAUCCGUUGAGGGUACCACAUCGAAACCAGAAAGUUGGUUUUACGUAGGAAAGAAAUGCGUAUACGUUUACAAAGCCAAAAACAAGACCUGUGUUCCUGGUAGACCCAAAUCUGUUAAAUCAAAAGUUAGGGCUAUUUGGGGAAAAGUGACAAGGCCACAUGGUACCAGGGGAGCCGUACGAGCCAGAUUUGAUAGGAAUUUACCAGCUAAGGCUAUGGGGCAUCGUAUUCGCAUUAUGCUGUACCCAUCCAAGAUAUAGUUUAUCUUUUUAAUACAUAUAAGAAAAAUUUGUAAAUUUGUUUUUCAAUAGAACGUUUAUUGAAUUUCUU